UAAUGGACCGCAUGUGGAUUCCAUCGACCUCUGCAAAUGUUAUUAUUCUCCACGGUUUUAGGAUUGAUCUGAUCCAAGCGGUUCUUUUGGCCACUUUUCUGGAGUUUGCUCUAUUUUAAAUAAUGACCUCCGCAGGGACGCCGAGUCGAUUCCUGAAAAGCGUUCUUCAAAACGGCGUGGGUCGUUACGUAUGCCAACUCAAGCGGAUCUCCAUCGUCUUCUCCAAGACCGGCGAGAGCUCGCUGGGCGUCAGGGACUUUAUUGAAGAUGGAGUGGUGGAUUAUGCCAAGAAGAACCCUGGCACGGUGGUGUAUGUGUCCCCUCAGCAGCGCGUCAGGCCCAGAAUAGUGGCGGAAUACUUAAACGGCGCCGUGAGGGAAGAGACGGUGACGAGCAAAACGUCCUCGCAGAUCUCAGAGGUCCUGACGAAGCUGACCAAUCAGUCGGGUCUGGACAUCAUCCGCAUCCGCAAGCCCUUCCACACGGACAACCCCAGCAUCCAGGGCCUGUGGCACCCCUUCACCAACCGCCCCCCUCGGCUCGGCGCCGUCAGGCCUUUGAGGCAGAGUGACGGCAAAGGAACUCUGGAAGUUAAAUAAAGAAGGUUUACUGUUGCUUGGAUGCUCUUCUGUCUCCUUUUUUUUCUUUUCUUUUGAACGUGGAGCUUUGAGGCAGCGGCAACUUUGUUUGCGCACCAAAAUAUUUGUAGUGCAAACACUGGCGGUUAAUUUUAGAUUUGAAUCCGAGGAGUGUUUGGACAGCUUGGCCCGCUCCGUCAUAAGUCGCUGAUGCUGAUGCUGGACAGCUUUCAUUUUUCAGCUUUCAUCAGGUUUGGUUCGUUUGACUGCUGUUUCUGCAGCUUGACGCCGACCAAGGUUGACUGAACACAAGCUGCAGGAGUCACUGGUCAUGACUGGAUGACCCUCGCUAAGGCAAUUCGAUACACGGAUUAAGAUACAAUUCAUAUUUUAAAAACAGAAUGAUUUGAUACCAUUCAACGGUUACAUUUGUUGAUGUAGACAUUAAUCUUACAUUAUAAAAUAAAAAAGCCAAUUCGAUGGAAGUGACAUUCUUACAGUAUUUUCACAUGUGUAAAAGAGCACAACAUGUCCCCAAGCAUGCUGUCAGGCAGGGGGCCCCAACCACCCGGCUCCGGGUAACGUUAAAAAAAAAAACAACAAACACUUAAAAAUAAAAUAAUCUGUAAAUAACUACAUCAAAUGUUAUGUAAAUGGAUAUCAGUUUUGGAAAUAUGGAUCAUUAUUGUAUUCAAAAGAUAAUCCACAUUUAGAAAUCCCCCAGUUUUUGCAUGUUGAAUGCAAGCGGCGACUUGAACACACCUCACGUUCUCCCACACUGAACAGAUGGACUACUAUGCUGUAUUUUUACCCUUUUUCUUUCACCUGACAUUUGGUCCCAAAUGCUGAUACUACAGUAUGUGGGAAAGCAUAAAGGUAAGAUUUGAUGACCCUACUGAGUGCUAAUAUUAAUAUUAAUACACCUCUCUCAAAAACAAACUCCAGGCUCGUACUGGUGGAUGCUGGCUCUGUAUUCAUUUAUUGCUUUUAAUUUGAUGCUGUUCAUGUCAUAGUUUUAUACAAUACAUAAUAAAU
Messenger RNA from Dunckerocampus dactyliophorus (ringed pipefish), 1613 nucleotides. RefSeq names its product mitochondrial ribosomal protein L43 (gene mrpl43). Gene Ontology annotation, cellular component: mitochondrial large ribosomal subunit. NCBI's taxonomy places the organism in Eukaryota, Metazoa, Chordata, Actinopteri, Syngnathiformes, Syngnathidae. Gene Ontology annotation, biological process: mitochondrial translation. Gene Ontology annotation, molecular function: structural constituent of ribosome. The transcript has 3 exons. The record is from RefSeq and is a predicted model, not a curated record. The coding region runs from base 123 to 599 and encodes 158 amino acids.